AUCGCCAUGGCCAUUCUAAAGAGGUGUUGCUGUUGGAGGUCCGUGCGAAAGGGGAGUUUUGCCUCCGGAAUCUUCACCAUGUGCUUCUACUCCUUCCACGUGUGCACCUGCAUUCUUCAAUUCACUUUCAUGGACGACGUCAUAGGCAGAGAUAGUCCUACGUUCGUGUUCGUUCUUCUGUUGAUGCUGUUUUCUGGUCUCUCUGUGCUUGCUUCUCUGGUGAUGCUUAUUGGACUUUGUAUCGAUAACCGUUACCUCCUAUUACCUUGGGUUGUGUGCGUGGGGUUCACUACACUAUUGGAUGUGCUUCUCUCAUUUUGUAUCCUAGCUGACGCGCUCAAUGACCUGGUGACUAUAGUCUUCUUUGUAGCGGACUACAUCGUCUGUGCUCUAAACAUAUACUGCUUGCUGUGCGUCAUAUCGCAGUACCAGGAACUGAUGGUGGGCAGGGGAAGGACACAUACUGUUGCGGCUGUCCAGGAUCCGACAGCAGUGGGCUAUCACGAGGGGGGCGUACCAGAGCGAAACAAGAACAAACCAGGAGGCCAUUCUUCGGCCAUCGUGGUUGCUGCUGGUGGCAGUGCAAACUCUCAACCAUCGUUGGACAUGACGUCCACAACGGACCCAUGCAGCCUAAGAAGAGUGAGCGGCGAUGAUACUAAGGAUAGCUUCGACAAGUCAGCGACGACGACUCCACUCAUAGAGAUAUGAACGGACGGAGGACGAAAGGAGGCCUAACAUACAGCCCCGAUGCCAAGAAAAGCUGGCUGCAAUAUGGUUGCUCAAAUUUUAUACCAUGGACGCAGCUUGAGACUGCGGAAGAAGCGUUUCUAUUCGGCAUCGACU
Molecule: messenger RNA, 846 nt
Organism: Ornithodoros turicata
Lineage: Eukaryota; Metazoa; Arthropoda; Arachnida; Ixodida; Argasidae
Exons: 8
Coding region: 7-711 (234 amino acids)
Source: RefSeq, a predicted model, not a curated record